This is a messenger RNA of Seriola dumerili (greater amberjack), 2378 nucleotides long. RefSeq lists its product as uncharacterized. The record is from RefSeq and is a predicted model, not a curated record. Lineage: Eukaryota; Metazoa; Chordata; Actinopteri; Carangiformes; Carangidae. Bases 193 to 1101 code for a protein of 302 amino acids. The transcript has 4 exons. Gene Ontology annotation, molecular function: receptor tyrosine kinase binding; glial cell-derived neurotrophic factor receptor binding; growth factor activity.
ACGGCAAGGAGCCGUGACAGGACACCGGCCAGAGAGAGAAGAGUUUGGCCGCGAAAAAAAGAAAGAAAAAAGAAAAGCGAGAAGGAGGCGCCUCUCGCGUUGAAGUUGAGCCGCUUUUAGAUGGAUUCUUCAUGUUUGCUCCAGCCUCAGGGGAGUCAGCCUGCGAGUCACCGUGACAGUAAGGUGUAAAACAUGACACAUCGCAGCGUAUGGAUUGCCAAACCCAUGAGUUGCACGCAGCGUGGAAGAAGAAGCGGCUCUCCCGUCCUCUCCGGUGCGCACUGGGAGCGGAAGGUUGCGCACAGGACAGCUGGUGGGACCAGAUGGAGGGUUCGGAGGAAGGAUAGACAGGAGAUUACCUCUGUAAUGUCAGCAAGGGCCAAGGUGCUGCUCUGGGUGCUCCUCUCUCUGCUGCCUCUAGCGGAAGGAGCUCAUGUGAAGGCUGGUGCUGCUGGUGUGGGAUCAGACUCAGGCCACGCUGUGGGCCUGCUGGGAGGCCAGGAGGAGCGAGAGCUUCCUGUGACGUUGCCAGAGGUGGUGGAGGACGAGGAGCAGGAAGACGACAGCGACCCUUACUCUACUUGGCAUGCUCUAUAUGACCCGUUUGUAAUGGACGAGGUGGAUGACCAUCCCAGUAGUCGCUGGGCGGGGCGCUCUCCGCGCUCCUCUGACCCCACGGAACCUCAACCCAAGGGAUCACAGAAGAAAAAGAAGAAGAGGAAGAGGAAAGAAAAGGAGGAAGAGGAAGAGACAGGAAAAAGAGAUAAAAAGGGUAAAGGUAAAAACAGGCGGCCAAAGCAGAGCAGCAGGGACUGCCGUGUAGAGAAGAGAGAGAUGAGGGUUCGGGACCUGGGCCUGGGGUUUGACUCGGAUGAGAUUGUCCUCUUUAAGUUUUGCGUGGGCUCCUGCCAGUCUUCAAGAACAAAUUACGACCUGGCGCUGAAGACGCUGCUGGAAAAUGGGUCGCUGCCUCGGCGCAAGGUCAGCAGCCACCCCUGCUGCCGGCCCGACCGGUACGAGUCGGUUUCCUUCAUGGACGCCCAGACCACGUGGAGGACCAUCCAGUCAUUAUCUGCCGCCAGCUGCAUGUGUAUGGGCUGAAGAGAUGAGCGAGGGAGAGGGUGGUGAGAGCGGGUGUCACCCAUCCUGAAGAGAGAGGAGUUGGGAGGCCUGGAUGUAGGAAACAGCCAGAGGGGGGCGCUGUCAUAUACACAGAGCAGAGGAAGGGAUGAAGGCCACUUUUUGGCUUCCUGUGGUGCAGUUCCAGUCGAGGAGGAAGAGGUCUGGGUGCAGCUGGACGAUAGGAAGCGAAGGUCAAAGUCAGAGACUGAGGGGGAGGUCAUCAGGGAAUCACAGUCUGGAUUUACAGUUGCAUCAUCAAAAGGAUGAAUUGUUUCCAAAUGAAUAACUGGCAACUAAUGCAGGAUACAGCCGAGCAGUUAUUAGUCAUAGAGGAGACUCUUUAUGUGAACGUGACUGUUUUGAUUUGACAUGGGCGAGACCUGAAGGCUGGAGCUCAACAGAUAGACACAAAAGAAAAGACACAGUUAAAGGACUGACGCUGUGUUUAUACUCUGAUUCCAACUAAAGAGACUCGUAUGAUGUUCACUGUUACUCACGGUGAAGCCAGCUCCUAACAGAAGUUCAAGAUCAUUGUUUUCACACACAGACAAACAGGGACAUUACAUCGUAUCAUUUCUAUGUUCAGGUGAACUCAGCCAAAUGGAUGCCAUGCAUCUUCAUGUAUUACUGUAUAAAAGUAAAAUAUAUUUAUUUCUGAUAAAUUAUUUAUUUAUUAUAGCUUCAUAUGAGAGCUGUUUUUAUGAACUAUAUAUUGUAGAUAAAUAUCUAUUUAUUGCCAGAUUCAGAUUUCAUGUUGGCAGUUACUUCUGCUCGCAUACAGUACAUUCAUUUUGUUUUUUUAAAGGUGCUGAUUUUUCACAUUUAUUAAACGCCUCAAGAACCUGAUCUGAUCAGCUGAUUCUAUCGCUUGGAUGCAAUUUACAUUUCUGAAAUUAGUUGAGUGAUUUUUAUAAAUCAGCGACAUUAUCCAGAAGCAAGGAUAUUCCCUUACAUUUCAUCCCAGGGAGACAAUUUAAAAAUCGUUAUAACUGACAUCAGAAACAAAUUGACCCACAUACUUGAGAGCUAGUUUUGUGGUGCACUCUGGGUAAUGAUAUCAGCUUUUCCACAGCAUAAAGGAAAUUCAGUUUUACAUGUAGAAUGUAUGUACAGCAAACAAGUGAAACAUUUAUACUACAGGACCUCAACAUUUCUCUUUUUAAACUGGUCGAGUAAUUAAAUUCUGUAUGUCUCAUUAUUAUUAUUAUUAUUAUUAUUAUUAUUAUAAAGCUUCUUUUAUUUUUGUAUGGUAUUAU